AUGACAAAGCUCGGCUUCUCGUGUCUCUGCUUGGGGCUUGUCUUCUCUCACCUUGCCACAGUUCUCUCGCUGCCUCUUGCCGCACACCCUUUCUCCGGUCCACAAGGUGUCUGGCUCUCCCGACGUAGCCUCGUCUUAGGCCACUUGCUCCAAAUUGAAGCUCAACCAUCCCCAAAACCUAUCACCGCCUCCGUCUACCUCGCCCCAUCCUCGAAUCAGCCCAGCUUUCUCAAUCACUCCAACGGACAGAAUCGUGUGAUUCAGUGGCACAGUGGACCUUGGGAUCGCGCAUGGGAAUUGUGGACUAACGUCGCCGACAAACUCAAACUCGUCAAACGAGAGGCACCUCUUGAGGUCGAAGAGGAGAUUGCCAAUCAUCUCAGACCCACAGGCUGGCGACAAAAGUUCAAGGAUCUGUGGAGGAAGAUGACUUUCCGCAAACUCAAAGUGACGCGCUCACAAUACGAUCAGAUCAGGAAGAAGUACUCGAGAACCUCUCAAUCUCCGAAUCCAGCGCGGUACAAGAAGAGUAGGUUCCGCUCCGCGUUCGUGUCCAGGCCUGCAGUUGGCUAG
Messenger RNA from Ustilago hordei, 573 nucleotides. RefSeq lists its product as uncharacterized. The coding region runs from base 1 to 573 and encodes 190 amino acids. The transcript has a single exon. Lineage: Eukaryota; Fungi; Basidiomycota; Ustilaginomycetes; Ustilaginales; Ustilaginaceae. The record is from RefSeq and is a predicted model, not a curated record.